Messenger RNA from Ceraceosorus guamensis, 1608 nucleotides. RefSeq names its product S-adenosyl-L-methionine-dependent methyltransferase. Lineage: Eukaryota; Fungi; Basidiomycota; Exobasidiomycetes; Ceraceosorales; Ceraceosoraceae. Gene Ontology annotation, biological process: peptidyl-arginine methylation. Bases 1 to 1608 code for a protein of 535 amino acids. Gene Ontology annotation, molecular function: protein-arginine N-methyltransferase activity. The transcript has 4 exons. The record is from RefSeq and is a predicted model, not a curated record.
AUGGCAACUACCCAGCCUCACGAGAGCGCUGGCGACACCACCCAACGGCAACAAGCAGCCUUGAAGACAUCCGCGGCCAAUGUCAGCGCCAAACCUUCAGAGCUUGGACCAUACGAGGCCAAGGACGAUGCGUACUUUACGUACUAUGCGCUCUUGUCGCAUCAGGCGCAGAUGCUGCAGGACUCUGUGAGGACGAGCAUCUAUCAUAGGGCAAUCCUGGCCAAUGCUCAGGACUGCUUCAAGGACAAGUUGGUGAUUGAUGUGGGCGCUGGGAACGGAAUUUUGAGCUUGUUUGCUGCGCAAGCGGGCGCAAGGAGGGUGUUUGCGAUAGAAGCGAGCGGGAUGGUGGAGCAUCUUCAGAACCUCGUCGAUGCGAGUCAGCUACCUUCAAGCACGAGCACGAGCGCUGCGAAGGGCAAGGCGGCUCAGCAUAGCAGACAGCGGAAUGCUUGGAUUGAUGGGAGGAUACAGGCAGUGCACUCCAAGGUGGAGGACGUCACGCCCGAGACUCUGGGCGGCGCCAAGCAGGUCGACACCAUUGUCUCAGAGUGUCUCGGUGUGCUGUUGCUGCACGAGCGGAUGUGCGAGACUUUCAUAGAUGCCCGCGAUCGAUUCCUCAAGCCGGGAGGCACCAUGCUGCCCUCUGGCGGAACAAUCUCCUUAGCCUUGCUGGAAGAUCGGAAUCUUUGGGACGACACUGCGAACAAGGCGCGAUGGUGGGAGACCGAAAACUUCUAUGGUGUCGACCUGUCACCUUUUGCAGACGCAGCUUGGAGGCAAGCCUUCGAGAGCCCCGUCGUCGGCUGUUUCCCUUCCAAGUUCGUGAUCAGCCCAUCCUCGGACUACUUUGUCGAUUUCAACAGCGUCAAGAAGGAGGAACUUGAGCGUUUUGACAUUCAGAUCCAUUUCGCGGAUGUCAAGCAGACUUCGGUGGUGCAUGGUCUAGCUGGGUGGUUCGACCUGCACUUCUUGCCUCCAACCGUACCGCUAAGCGACGCUUCUCAUCUCGCACCACCACCACCUCCACUGAUACCUGCUGCAGAAGCAGCAAGAGAGGCUUCGCAAAUGCCAGACGAAGAUGAAGCAAUGACGGGCAUCUCCAGCUCGGGCAGCGACGCCACUACGCAGGCAGACCGCGUCGGUCUUGCCACUUCUGGGGUGCCGUCAUCAGCAGUGCCGAGCUCAGCAAAUUCUGUGUAUGGCGGCUUGCUGUCUCAAGACGCGCCAGUGUUUGAGCCGACGGCAACAGGGCCGCAGCAGUCUGCGCUCGAUGCUGCUCUAGCGGCAGCAGGCAUAGCACACCCAAGCUCCACCUUCGACCCAAGCAUUCCGCUCGGAUCUUCAUCGUCCACCUUCAUGUCGACUUCGCCUUUCGAGCCUGCUACGCAUUGGCAGCAGGUCCGCUUCCUCUUGCCAGAACCUCUGGCGGUCAAUAAAGGCCAGCACGUUACGGGCACGCUCCAAUUCCAAGCGAACGAGCAUCGCAGCUACACCAUACGUGCCGAAGUUCGCGUCGGCCUGCCCGGGGCGGCGAUGGAUGAGUUGCUCGUGAGGAGGUGCACUUGGAGACUUCAAGCGCAGACCUAUGUAUGGAGCGUCGAGUCGUAG